AUGGCGGUUGGCAAGAAUAAGCGUAUCUCCAAGGGCAAGAAGGGAGGCAAGAAGAAGACCGUGGAUCCGUUCAGCAAAAAGGAUUGGUAUGAUAUCAAGGCUCCGUCGGUCUUCAGCGUGCGCAACAUCGGCAAGACCCUGGUCUCCAGGACACAGGGCACCAAGAUUGCCUCUGAGGGUUUAAAGCACAGAGUAUUUGAGGUCUCCUUGGCUGAUCUUCAGAGUGAUGAAGACCAGGCGUACAGGAAGAUCAGACUUCGUGCAGAGGAUGUACAAGGGAGAAAUGUUCUCACAAACUUCUGGGGUAUGUCCUUUACAACGGACAAGCUCCGUUCGCUGGUUAAAAAGUGGCAGACACUUAUCGAGGCUCAUGUCGAUGUCAAGACCACUGAUAAUUACAUGCUGCGGCUUUUCUGCAUUGGGUUCACCAAGAGGCGGCCCAAUCAAGUGAAGCGCACUAGCUAUGCUCAGGCAAGCCAAAUCAGACAGAUUCGUCGGAAGAUGACCGAAAUCAUGAGCAACCAAGCUUCAACUUGUGAUCUGAAAGAGCUCGUGUCCAAGUUCAUCCCUGAGGUCAUUGGAAAGGAAAUCGAGAAAGCCACCUCUAGCAUAUUCCCCUUGCAAAAUGUCUUCAUCCGCAAGGUGAAGAUCCUGAAAGCACCAAAGUUCGACAUUGGAAAGCUCAUGGAGGUCCAUGGUGACUAUGCCAAGGAGGAUGUUGGUGUCAAGAUGGACAGGCCUGCUGAAGGUGACGAGGCAAUGGGAGGACAGGAGAUGUCUAGUAGCUCCAACGGCCAUUAUCCUGCUAAUGGUGCAAAGGUUCUUCAUAGAAAAGAAAAGAAUAAAGAGAAAGUACAGCUCGACAAAAAUGCAGCCUCUUCGGCCUGCCAGAAGGACAGGUAUUAUAUUGAGAAAUUAGAAACAGAAUUGAUGAGCUGCUAUCAGGAAAUUGACUAUUUGCAGGAUCAGUUAAAUAUACGGAGCAUUGAAGCAAACAUCAUGGGGGAGCAUAUUCACAGUCUUGAACUGAAGCUGACUGAACUUGAAAAGUUCCCAGAAAGAGUGAGAGUGAUGGACAAUGAGCUGAUACGAUCUGAUUCUCAGUGCUGGCUUCUGAUGGAAGAAGUCAGAUGUAAAGAAGAGGAGUUGCAGAAGGCAGCCGCACAGAUAGAGAAGCUUGAAAGUACAUUUUUAGAUUCACAAUGCGAAAUUGAGAGCUUGAAACUUGAUUUGAGUAAUCUUGAGCAGAGACUACUUGAUACCGAAAGCUUUACCCAACAUGCUGCUGAGCACAAAGCUCAAAUUGACAAAUUACUGGGAGAACAUGAGCUCCAGCUACACGAGGCACAGAGAACUAUUGAUCAACUUGUACUGGAGAAUAAGCAACUGAUAGAGCUAUUGCCUGUAAGAGCUCCUAAACAAUCCCCUUCUGGAUCUGGGCAGCAAGUUGACAAAACAUUGGAGAACGGUGUUCAUGCAGAAUGUGAAAGUGGUGAUGUAAUUCUUGAAAAGAUGGCAAAACGAAAUGAAGAAUCUGAACUUCUAAUUGAGCAGCUCAAGGAAGAGCUUCGAGAACAAAAGUUAAAGGCAAAAGAGGAUGCGGAAGAUCUCACCCAAGAAAUGGCUGAACUAAGGUACCAGAUAACAGGCAUGCUUGAGGAAGAAUACAAGCGUCGAUCUUGCAUUGAGCAGGCAGCUAUUCAACAUAUUCAGGAGCUGGAGACUCAGGUCUCCAAAGAGAAGACAAAGUUGAGUGGGGCACUUAGGCGAUUGCAGGAAUCACAUGAACUAGCUCACACACAAGCUAUGGAGAUUAAGAAGUUGAAGGCUGCUUUGGAGAGAUUUAACUCCAUGACGAACCUGGGCACAGCUUGCAAAUCUUGCUCUUGCGGGUUCUCUGCAAUGUUGAUAGAAUUGUCUAAUUGCUCGAUCGAAGGACCGUCAGGCGGUGCCAGACCCCCCAGUUCCAACCACAUCGAUGAGAAGUCACAGAACCGAGCUCUAAUAGAGUGGCGUCCUGGUGAAGCUUCAGAUGGUGACGGCGGGUAG
This is a messenger RNA of Miscanthus lutarioriparius, 2049 nucleotides long. Lineage: Eukaryota; Viridiplantae; Streptophyta; Magnoliopsida; Poales; Poaceae. The record is from the annotation of a GenBank genome assembly.